UAUCGCGCCACGUCUUAUCGUCUCUCUCUCUCGCUCUCUCUCCUGGUUUUCACUCGUCAUGGAGUCUCUUUCCAUAGGCCUCUCGUCUUCCCCACCUUUCAUAAACCACCGUAAAACCCUAAAACUCAUCUCAAAAUCCAAUUUUGUGCCCCCAAAACCCCUCCCAAACCGCAUUACCUUCUUCAAUUCCAUUUCCCAUUCCAUCAAUUCUCAUCGAACUUAUUUUCCUUUGACCAAGAAAACCGCCCUGAUGCCCCAAACACACACUGAAAAUGAGGAAUCAAAUCAAACUUCAUCAACCCAUAUCUCCAAUCUUUCAACGAACCACCUAAUUUUCCAAAAUGUUUCUUCUUUCCAAACUUUUUUGAGAACUCAAAUCUCUUUUAUUUGUGUGGGACUUUCCUUUCCUCUUUCUUGCUUUGCUUCUGAGACCACUGUAUCCACUGAAGAAGUAUCCAACAAAAUUAACUUAGAAGCAAUUGUGGUCUCUGUUGAUGAUUUUUUCAACAGGAACCCAUUUUUUGUUGCUGGUGUUACUUUCAUUUGGUUGGUUGUCAUCCCACUAACCCAAGAGUACUUGCAGAAAUAUAAGUUUGUCUCGGCCAUUGAUGCCUUUCGGAAACUUCGGGAUGACCCAAGUACUCAGCUGUUAGAUAUCAGGGACAAGAAGAGUUUGGGCUAUUUGGGUUCACCCAACUUGAAAAUCUUGAAUAAGGGUGUGGUGCAGGUUGAGUUCUCUGAAGGAGAUGGAGAAGGUUUUGUGAAGAAGGUGUUGGAGAAAUUUAGGGAGCCUGAAAAUACUACAAUUUGUGUUCUAGACAAUUUUGAUGGUGACUCAAUGAAAGUGGCUGAAUUGUUGGUCAAAAAUGGAUUCAAAGAGGCUUAUGCAAUUCGUGGUGGGAUUAGAGGCAAGAAGGGUUGGCAGGCAAUACAGGAAACCCUUCUCCCUCCAUCUGUGCAUAUUUACCCCAGCAAGAAGGUCAAAAUGUCAAAGCAGCUUGAGACAAAUGGAGUGGUGAAGCAGGCAAAUGAAGUUAACAAGAAGUACUCCUCUGUUAUCACUCCCCUUGAGGGCAGAAGUGAACAAAUGGACAAUGGAUAUGUUAACAAAUCCAUUAAAUCCACCCCACUGACAAAUUGUGCUCGGAGAUCAUCAUCGCCCUACCCAAAUUACCCAGAUAUGAAACCACCGUCUUCUCCAACUCCAUCAAAGCCUCAAAAUUGAGGCCGAGUCCAUCACUUUGGUCCACCUUCUGAUGCUUGAGGCCUCAUUCUAUCCGCAGAAGCUGGCAACUUUUCUUCAUCUUAAAUCAGUAAUUUUGUUCAAUUUUGACAUUAUUAUUUUCCAUUGUAUAUGUCGAUUUGUGGAGAGAACACAGUGAACAACUUGGUUGUUCGUUUUCGUGUUAGAGUUAAUGGCAACUCUGGGAAUUACAUGGGAGUUUUGGUUACUGGUUGUAAAAGUUAUGUGUUAUUUAUUGUACAAAUCUUGUGCCAAAGGCAUGCCAGUGACAUGAACCUUGCUAGUAUUAGCUCCUAAUAACUGCCUAAGCUUUUCUGGGUGGCGCUUCAUGAAUAAAUUGUACAGUGAGACUAUAUAGGAAGUGUAGUA
Messenger RNA from Ilex paraguariensis (yerba mate), 1612 nucleotides. The record is from the annotation of a GenBank genome assembly. Lineage: Eukaryota; Viridiplantae; Streptophyta; Magnoliopsida; Aquifoliales; Aquifoliaceae.